ACGAACCGCAGAUCCAUUCUAAGUCAAGAGAGAAGUCCUCUCUCAAGCAAUGAGCGGCUUUUUUCGCCGUCGCCGUCGAGCUAAAGAACCUGCUCCCCCGCAGAACUACACUGUCACGCUCCAUGCCAUUGGCGACAAUGUCCAGGACGUUGACUUUCGAGGGGGCGCUACCGUCCAGGCCAGGCGCAUUGGACUUGUCGGCUUUGUCAGGCACAUGAAUGACGGCUCGGUUGAGGUGCUGGUCCAGGGAACGAGGGCACAGAUUGAAGAAAUGAGGGCUUGGUGCCGUACAGGGCCACCGGGUGCCAAUGUGUCCAGCGUUAUCGAAGCGAGAGCCAUGAGUGAAAUAACAGAGUUCAAUUAUCCCGAUUUUCGUUCGAUGAGGCAUAUCGGCCCGUAA
Messenger RNA from Chondrus crispus (carragheen), 400 nucleotides. RefSeq lists its product as hypothetical. The record is from RefSeq and is a predicted model, not a curated record. Gene Ontology annotation, molecular function: acylphosphatase activity. The transcript has 3 exons. Lineage: Eukaryota; Rhodophyta; Florideophyceae; Gigartinales; Gigartinaceae. The coding region runs from base 50 to 400 and encodes 116 amino acids.